Iphiclides podalirius (scarce swallowtail) is the source of this 735-nucleotide messenger RNA. NCBI's taxonomy places the organism in Eukaryota, Metazoa, Arthropoda, Insecta, Lepidoptera, Papilionidae. The record is from the annotation of a GenBank genome assembly.
AUGGCGGAAGUGAUAUCCGUUCAAAUUCAGCUUCAAGAGGGAGAGGAAUUGGAUGAUAAUAAACUUCAAAACUCCCAACUGAAUGAGUGCUUAAGUGUGAAAAGAGGUGCUGAAAUAGGAGUGUGUUUUGGUAAAGAAUUACUAAAUAAUCUAAAUCAGUACGAUGAAGCAGAAUCAUUUAGUUUGACAACAGGUGUCUCGUUUGUGAGAGAUGAGAAAACACCGAGGGAAUUCGGAAACUUCCUCGACAAGGAUCCCAUGGAUUAUAGAUCGAUAAUGGAAGACGCAAGCGAUCUAAUUUCAAAGCGAUCCUUACAUUGGGAUAUGAGUUCCCUUUACCCUGGACUUGUAAUGAGAAUUGGGCCUACUCUGGCAAAUGGUGUUCUAGAAUUUGUGGUGGAUCCCAAAGUAAAGGAUAGAACUUACCAGAAUAGCGGUGAAAUAACUACAGGUCGUCUACUUGCUCGAAAUCUUCUGGUGCCAUUUCUCCUUGGAAUCAAAUUUCAUAUUUCUACUUUACUUCCCUUACUAUUGGGACAUCCUCAUUACGACGAUCAUUACUACAAAGAGAAAUCUGCAGAACAGACAACAGCUUCGCCAAUUACACCAGACGAGCUUAGAGAUAGAUUGGAGAGGCUUUUUAUAACUAAGAAAGGAAUGGAGGAGAGAGAUCCGAGAGAUGAAACAAAGAUUAGGAAUGCGAGAAACUUCGCUUGGACGCCCCUAACAACAGGA